This is a messenger RNA of Eublepharis macularius, 1121 nucleotides long. It is a transcript of the gene GINS1, whose product is annotated as GINS complex subunit 1. The transcript has 7 exons. The record is from RefSeq and is a predicted model, not a curated record. The coding region runs from base 94 to 681 and encodes 195 amino acids. Gene Ontology annotation, cellular component: GINS complex. NCBI's taxonomy places the organism in Eukaryota, Metazoa, Chordata, Lepidosauria, Squamata, Eublepharidae. Gene Ontology annotation, biological process: DNA strand elongation involved in mitotic DNA replication; DNA replication.
GCGAGUUUCGUUUGCGCCUUUUGAGGCAACCGGAAGGGAAACUCGGGCUGCGCCGUUUGGGGUCUAGAGGAGCCCUUUGCUCGGGGCUUUAUCAUGUUCGGCGAGAAGGCGAUCGAGCUCAUCCGGGAGCUCCACCGCGCCAGCGACGGGCAGCUCCCAGCCUUCAACGAAGAUGGUAUCAGACAAGUGCUUGAGGAAAUGAAAGCUUUAUAUGAGCAGAACCAAGCUGAUGUAAAUGAAGCUAAGUCAGGGCACAGCGAGUUGAUUUCAACCAUCAAAUUUCGCCAUUGCUCUCUACUAAGAAAUCGACGAUGUAUAGUUGCAUACCUGUAUGACCGCUUACUUCGCAUCCGAGCACUUAGAUGGGAAUAUGGUAGUGUCUUACCAAACGCUGUCCGAUUUCAUAUGUCAGCUGAAGAAAUGGAAUGGUUCAACCAGUAUAAGAAGUCUUUAGCUACCUAUAUGAGAUCAAUAGGAGGAGGAGAAGGGCUGGACCUUACGCAGGAUAUUAAACCCCCCAAAAGCUUGUAUAUUGAAGUUCGAUGUUUAAAAGACUACGGAGAAUUUGAGAUUGAUGAUGGCACAAUAAUUCUGUUGAAGAAGAAUAGCCAGCAUUUUUUGCCCCGGUGGAAAUGUGAGCAGCUAAUAAGACAAGGAAUUUUGGAGCAUGUCCUGUCCUAAAGUAGCCAUCGGCAAGAGUUUGCAGGAGGACUCUUAGAAGAAGUAGCCAUAAACCAAAUUGUAACAGAUUUUAAAUUGCUGCAAGCAGGCUACCAUGUCACAAAGCCUGUCAAGUUACAGUUGUGAAAAUGGCAUAUAAUACCUUGCGAUGAGAGAAUGUGGUUUAUUUUAUAGAAAAAUAACUGAAACAGGUGGAUUUUGUUAUGUUUCUAACUUUAUAUGGUUCUUUCUGGACAACUUUUAGAGUGUCACUCACAUACUACUUCAGCAAAAGUGCUGGAAAGACAGAACAUUGUGAACAAAUGCAAAACAUGAUCUCAUGUUAUGUUCGUAUUUCAUUGGUCAUCCCACUGUAUAUGUAACAUUACACAGAUAACUUUGUAAUCAUUAAAAUAAUGGCUCUAAUGCAUAAAUAAACAGGAGUCUUCUGACAUAUUAAA